CGAAAUUAUAGUAAUUGCAAAGAAAGAAAAAAUCAUUAUUCAUCAACAUUUAAGUUUGCCUAGAACUAGAAGCACAAACAUGGCAGACCCAAGUAACGACGACAACGACAAUGUUGAUGUUGCCGCCAAAAUCAAGAACGAUGACGACGACUUUGCACCAACAACAGCUGUUAUUAUGCUGGGAUCCAUGAAUUUUGAGCCGGUCGCAACAUCCGAUAUUCUUUCAUUGAAGAUUCAAUCUCCGGAAGAAAUGUCUGGUGUGUUAGAAGAAGCGUCGAGCUCUAUCCGACCAAAUUCUUUGGAAUCGGUUCAUCUCCUCUUGAAAUCGUCAUCUGUAUCAUCCUUGUUUGAUGAAUCCAUUCUAACAUCGUUUUACGAAGGACUGAUUCCGGGAAAAGAAGUCAACGUUCACGUCCUGCCUGAAUCUGCUGUCUUGGCCGAGGAUAUGCCAGUGCAGGCAAACGACGUGGAUUCCAUCCGCACGGCCAUGGUCAUGGCCGGUCUGAUGUUGCACAGCGAACAAGCGCAUGAAGGAAGCUGGAUUUUGGUGGCAAUAAAGCCAGGCGGUGAGACAGACGACGACGACGAGGAUGAUGACGAUGACGAUGACGAUGACGAUGACGAGAAAGAGCCGACAGAAUCAGAGCUACAAGAAGAACAGGAAUUCAGAGAUCUGGUGGCAAAGCAAAUAGAAAAUGACAAUUAGCAUACAUCUUGCACCAUGAGACGGAACUAAUGAGAGAAUGUAAUUUAGAGGCAAAGUAGAUAGAAAAGAAUUCGAAGCACAGUGCACUUGGUUUAUUUUGAAAUUUCCGAUAUCGCUUGUUUGGUUCGAUAGAGGUUUACCUUUUAUAU
Messenger RNA from Pseudo-nitzschia multistriata, 855 nucleotides. NCBI's taxonomy places the organism in Eukaryota, Bacillariophyta, Bacillariophyceae, Bacillariales, Bacillariaceae. The record is from the annotation of a GenBank genome assembly.